UCGAAUUUAUAAGCAGGCUACAAGCUCCGCCCCUUAUGUCUCAUAUAUUUAAGAACUAAAACAAACAAACAAACAAAAAAACUAAGUCUCUUCCAUAUCCCCACCUCUCAAAAUUCCUUCUUCUCUCUAUCUUCUCAGCUAAAAAAAUGUCGGAGACGAGGAGGUCUCCGAUGCCGUUAUCGGAAACGAGGUCUCCGAUGCCGUUGUUGUUCCGACGACAUUCGAGUGGCGAAAUCAGAAAUUUAGCCUCACUUUCAAGCAGCUUGUUGCCAGCUUUUGGAACAGUGAUGGGUGAAAGCUCAGUUAGGCUUAAGAGAUUUCUUAUUGCUCCUUAUGAUCGUAGAUACAGAUUGUGGCAAGCAUUUCUUGUUGUACUUGUGGUGUACUCAGCAUGGUCAUCUCCCUUUGAGUUAGCAUUCAGCAAGGCAUCUACUGGAGCACUCUUGCCUGUUGAUUUAGUGGUUGACACCUUCUUUGCUAUUGACAUUAUUCUCACUUUCUUUGUUGCAUACUUGGACAAAUCUACUUACUUACUUGUUGAAGAUCACAAGAAAAUCGCGUUCAGGUACUUGACACAUCUAUGGUUUCCAAUGGAUGUAGCUUCAACUCUACCAUUUCAAGCCAUAUACAGAGUUGUCACUGGCAAAACGAGUCGAGCACAAGUCUUUGGCUUCCUCAACUUGCUAAGACUAUGGCGACUGCGCCGUGUUAGUAAAUUCUUCUCAAGGUUGGAGAAGGACACUAGAUUCAGCUACUUUUGGACGAGAUAUUUUAAACUUAUUUGUGUGACACUAUUUGCAGUGCAUUCAGCUGGUUGUUUCUAUUACUGGAUGGCAACACGUUAUCAUAAUUCAGAAUCUACAUGGAUGGGAGCAAAUAUACCUGGUUUCAAAUCAAGAAGUGUAUGGUUAGGAUACACUUAUUCAAUGUAUUGGUCUAUUGUUACACUCUCAACAGUUGGCUAUGGUGAUCUUCAUGCUGUGAAUAUUGAAGAAAAGAUUUUCACCAUUUUUUACAUGCUUUUCAACAUUGGCCUUACUGCAUACUUGAUUGGCAACAUGACUAACCUUAUUGUCCAUACCGCUGUCCGAACCUUCGUCAUGAGGGAUGCUAUCAAUGAGAUUUUGAGGUAUGCAAAGAAGAAUAGACUUCCAGAAGGGCUAAGAGAACAAAUGCUAGCACAUUUGACACUGAAAUUCAAGACAGCAGAACUACAACAAGAACAAGUUUUAGAAGACUUGCCAAAGGCUAUUAGAUCUAGCAUUUUACAACAACUCUUUCGUACCACUCUAGAAAAUUCCCACCUUUUCAAAGGAGUCUCCGACGACUUUAUUGUCCAAUUGGUAUCAGAAAUUAAAGCAGAAUAUUUUCCACCAAAAGUGGAUAUCGUCAUACAAAAUGAGAUACCAACAGAUUUCUACAUUAUUGUGUCUGGGGCUGUGGAUGUUGUAACAUACAAGAACGGAAUGGAACAAUUUUUAUCCAAGUUGGGAUCUCAACAAAUGUUUGGAGAAAUAGGUGUAAUAUUCAAUAUCCCUCAACCUUUCACAGUGAGAACUAAAAGGCUUUCUCAAGUUGUUCGUAUUAGUCAUCAUCAUUUCAAGCAAUUGGUACAACCCCUUCAUGAAGAUGGAAAAAUAAUUCACACUAAUUUUAUUCAGCAUUUGAAGGGAUUGAAAAAGGAGGAGCUAGCAGAGAUGCCGCUAGUAUCAGAAUUUCUUGAUGAUUUAAUUAGUGAGGAAGUCUCAAUGAAUGAGGCUGGAGCUCAAAACCAACAAGAAAACGAAAUAUCCCCAACUACUUCUUCCCUGUCGAAAACGCCUCCUACAAGAGUGAUAAUUCACGGAUAUCAACCGGACCAUAAGCCAAAAUCAGGAGGAAAUGCAGGAAAACUAAUCCAUCUACCUGAUUCAGUUGAAAAUCUCCUAUCUAUAGCAGAAAGUAAGUUUGGGAGAAGAGGAACCACAAUUGUCAUGGCGGAUGGCUCUCAAGUGGAGGAUUUGGCUGCACUGCGAGAGGAUGAUCACUUGUAUAUUUUUUGA
Messenger RNA from Solanum verrucosum, 2042 nucleotides. Its product is annotated as potassium channel KAT3-like. Gene Ontology annotation, biological process: potassium ion transport; transmembrane transport. Gene Ontology annotation, molecular function: voltage-gated potassium channel activity. The transcript has 13 exons. Gene Ontology annotation, cellular component: membrane. Lineage: Eukaryota; Viridiplantae; Streptophyta; Magnoliopsida; Solanales; Solanaceae. The record is from RefSeq and is a predicted model, not a curated record. The coding region runs from base 147 to 2042 and encodes 631 amino acids.